Chlamydomonas reinhardtii is the source of this 4488-nucleotide messenger RNA. RefSeq lists its product as uncharacterized. The transcript has 5 exons. Bases 290 to 3862 code for a protein of 1190 amino acids. Lineage: Eukaryota; Viridiplantae; Chlorophyta; Chlorophyceae; Chlamydomonadales; Chlamydomonadaceae. The record is from RefSeq and is a predicted model, not a curated record.
GGGAACUCAAUAUUCCUUGCAAACCCGGGCGUUUGAUGGAUGGUCUAGCUACCAGCUCAGGCCUGGCUAAACUUGAGCUGACGCCUUGCUACGGAUUUCAUCAUCGCACUAGACUACAUUUAAUGAACUAGCAGGCAUGAGCGAAGCGUUGACCUGACACAGGCAAAUUAGGCUGCUCGAGUGGGAGACCGUGAGGUCCUCGCGAUCUGCUGAUACAACCUCGUGGUAUAAGCAUUAUACAGUCAUGAAACCUAGAUGAAGUUGAAGUGACAGUCCAGCAACGGGUCAGAUGUUCUUCGGGAGCGGUUCUGGCCCCGAGCGAGGCCUGGCGGGCCUGCAGCGGCGCCGUCUCCAAGCUGAACUCUCAGAGGCUGAUGGCUGUAGCAACAGCAGCAGCAAGCUCGCCAAGGGCCGAAGCCAGGAGGCGCAAUACUUGCUGUCCGCCUACCGUGCCAGCGUCUACCGCCCUGCCCUGCGGGCGAGCGCCACAGCCGCGCUCACCGCAGCUCGCAUUCCCGUGCCUGGGAGCAACUGCGUGGACCUGCUGUCACAAAGGCCAUGGCCAGAUAAUGAUAGUGACGGGGAGUCAGCUAGCGAGCCGUGUGAGUUGGAGGAAGAGGCGGUGGUGGAGGCAGUCGUCAGCUCACCCCAGCCCCCUCCGCCUGCUGGACUCCAGGCCGCAGACUCGCAAGAGCGCAGCCUGCGCGAAAGGCUCCAGGUCACACAGCAAAAAGUGCUGGCUGCAGCGGCAGCACCAGCAGCGGCGGCGCAAGACGUCAGCACAUCUGGGUUGAGGGUGCGCGCGCCGAUGCCGCAGACGCAACACCCGUCGCGUCCGUCGCCACCGCUGCCGCCACCGGCUAUCAGCCUCCCCGAGGAGUUGUGGAAACGGCUUCUGCUGGCACUGCGGCGCUUCCAUACGGCGACAGAGAAUGCGUCGAAGCAGGAAUCGCGCGGCAGGAAUGGCAGCGUUGGCGCAACAGGCAGCAGUGCAGCAGCCUAUGCGAACGCGCCAGACUCGGCCUUCAAUAAGUCAAAGCUGCGCAUGGGGCUGCUCCAAGAGCGUAACAAGCCGAUUGAGCAGGAACUGGAGGCGGCUUUCGAGGAGCUGCAGGAUGCCGUAGGUCAACUGCCGACGCAUCACGUUGCACAAUCCCUCAAUGCGGCGGCGUCUGCGCCCCUUGGACUCCUGGACCAGGGCGGCAAGAGCGCUUCCGGUACAAACCUCCUUGGACACGUGCUGGGACCCUCUGCAUGUGCUUCUAGCCGCGCGCUCAUGCUGGCUGCGGCGCACUGCCAGCUACUUAACUCGGAUCAGGUCAACGCUAUCCGCAACGCUCUUGACUUGACGGAUCAGCACAGCUGUGAGGAGGGCAUGGAGGCUGUCAACCGGGCAGUUGAAGCGCGUGUGCGUGCGGACACGGCGGCUACAGUGCUCGCGGACGCGCUGCUCCUGCACAGCGGCCUACCCGCGCUGCCGCGCCAGGAGCUGACAGCCGUGGCGGGCGCGCUGGGGCGCAUGUGGACCCGCUAUGCGCCGCCGAUGACGUGCGCGCCGCCGCAGGCGGCUCAAAUUGCGGGGGACGAGGGCGACGGCGCAUCGGGGGCGGGGGUGGGCGCUGCCGCGCUGCAGCCGGCGGCGGCGUGCCCCACCGCCGUGAGCCUGGAGGUGGUGGUGCAGCUGGUGCGGCUGUGUGCGGACGAGGUGUUGGCGCAGCGGGACGUGCGCGCCGAAAUAGAGCUGGCGCAGCGGCGGAGGGCUCAGCAGGACGGCCGGCCGGGUGGCUCGCGCGCAGCCCUGCCGCCAAUGCCGCCGCCACGGCAGCGGCCGGGCCAGCACAGCAGCAUCGCAUCUAAUGACGAGGACGCUGACGGAUUGGAGCAGGUCAUUACAGUAGAGAGUGUGGCCGCCUGGACCAUGACGCUGCACUGGGCCGCCGUGGAUCAUGCCGACGACAACCUGCGGCGCAGUGGUAACAAAAGCACCUCAGCACGGCGGUGGAUGGCCGCAUACUGCGAGUGCCUGAAGCAGCCGAUACCGGAUAUAAAUGCGGAGCCAGAACUUCUGCGCAUGUGCAUCCUGCGCGCACGAGACCAGCUGCCGGGCGUGCUUAAAGCAGCGACAACAGCAAUCGCGGCUGCUGCAGGGGCGGCAGCAGCAAGCUCCGGUACCCCAAACCGAACUGCAGACGGCGGUGCGCUGAGCUUCCAACCGUUGCUACCGGCGGCUUUGGCUGCGGGAGCGGGCCGCAGCCUCGGCAUCGCAGCGGCAGCAUGGGAAGGGCAGGGUCCUAGCAGCGGCGGCAGCGCGCCCGCAGCAGACUUACAUGGCACGGCGGCACUGCGCGCCGCGCUGGCGAGGGUGGUGACGGACGUCGCUGUCAAUGGACGCCGCCGGUUGCUGCUGGUGUCCUGCGACAUGCUGUCGCGGGUGGCGGCACUCACGGCCGUGGCCAGUGCGCUGCGUGCCCGGGGCCUGCCGCACGCAGACGCUCUGUUGGCACCCGAGUUUGCUGCUGGCAGCAGCAACCGCAGCUCUUCCGAAAGCGGCUGCGUCGUGGGGCGGGCGGCGCUGCAAGGCUACGGGCCAAUCUUCCUUCGCUUCAGCCUGGCGCCCGCAGCCUCCGGGGCUUCCGCGGCGCCUGUGUCCGGGCCGGCGCAGGUGGCUGCGGGCACGGCUGUGGCGUUGCAGGUGUCGCUUGUGCCAGGGGGCGUAAACGCGGCACGGGCAGUGCAGCGGAUAUGCGCCGGCGCGCGCCGCCAAGCGGGGUCCGCCUCCUCUGUGGCAGCAGCAGCAGCAGCAGCAGCAGCAGCAGCAGCAGCAGCAGGCGGCAGCAGUUGCAAGCCGGCGACUUCUCAACCUGCGCUGAGCCGCAACAUCAUCGAGUUCCCUGUCGGCGGCCUCAGCGCCUUUGACCCGGUGCCGUCGUGUGGCCAGGCAGAGGCGGACGAAGCUGGCGGCGCGCCCGCAGCCGGGACCGCGCCACAGCAUCAGGGGACGCCGAAGCAGCAGCCGGUGCCAACGAAGGGAAAAGGCAGGGACCCGCAGGCCCCGCAGCCGCAGCCCACCGCUGCAAGCCUCGGCGCACAUGCACAGGCGUUGCAGCAGUACCGCCAACGGCUCAAGGACAGCGUCCUGCGGCUUGGUUGCGCGCGGCUGGUGUGCCCUGGCUUCGAGGCGCUGCAUGCGGCAGCACUGGUGGUGGCGCAGGUGGAGGCCGAGCUGCAGGCGGAGCACGAUCCCGCCACGGGGCCCCGGCCGGUCCUAGAUACGCUGCCGCGCCCCGGUGGCGUCCCAGUUGCCCGCGGCGGUCGUGGCGGUGGCGAGGCGGGGCAGGGAAGCUGCGCAGGCGCUGGUGGUGGGACUGGUGCGACUGCUAACGGCCAGACGCGGAAGCCAGCUGCAGGCGCCGGCGCGUCGUCGUCGUCGUCGUCGUCGCUACCAGCGGUACCGGGGCCGCGGCUAUCGGCGGGCUGUCCCCUGGACUAUGUCAUUGAGCUGGCCGUCGCUUCCGUCAGGGCACGCACGCUGAACUUCUCAAGCUCUACGGAGUCAAAGGAGGGCCCCAGAGCGGCGGUCCGCGGGCGCGUGCCUGAGGACUGGCAGUGGCGAUGGCGCCAGGAAGUCAAUUAUGAGAUUAGCUGGCUUCUGGGCUUGCUUCCCGACCAGUCGAGCCUCUGGACGGCGCCUGUGGGUAACCGGCUUGCUGGCGCCGACGCGCAAGGAGCGGUGCGCACGGCGUCAGCGGCGAGGGCACCAGCAGCGCGGCGGGCGUCACGCCCGGGCGGGCCCCUGUCGUGGACACAGGAUUACCCACUGGAGCUGCUGGUCCUGAUGCGAAGGGACGAGCGGCAAGAGUAGCGUGCGGGGUUUAGGAUAGGCACUCGGACGACAGAGAGCCGUGUGGAAGGGCGCCAGGAGAGCGGCAUGGGGCGUCGCUGGUGGGCGCGGGGUAUGAUGGCAGGCGCUCAGCACCGACUGGGGGCAAGUGGAAUGGCAGGCUGCUGCGGGGCGCAGGGGCGCGCUGUAGCCACAACAAGUACAAAGCUGCAUCAAGCAUGAAAGAUCGGAGUCAACCUGUCAGUAACUGCCGCGAUGUGCAGGGCAUGUGUGUCAACGCAGCUUGGAUACUGAGUUGCUGCUGCGGAGGGUGCAGCAGCGUAUUUAUGCUUGAAGGACGUGCGCACAGUGAGGCAGUUUUAUGUUGGGGAUUAGUCAUGGUCGGGGGCUCGGAGUGGCCCUGUGCGCGUGCGGUGCGGUUCAUGCAUACCGGAUGUGUGGUGAUGGCUGGCAGGACUGCUGACGGUUCUGGAUCUAGCUCAUCCAGGCACCUGCAUCAGCAUGGCAGGAAGGUGUGCGGUAUCGUGUAGCGAAGAGAGCUCAGUUGGCUAGUGUGGAGAGCGCGCGUUGUGUUGUGGCGUGUACACGUGGCUGUAUGCGUUGUUCCAUUCAUCUCGUCUCGGCAUGUCGUGUAAAUGGACCUUUGG